UUUUCAUUUCAGCCAGCAGCAACAGGACAAUUCAGCUGCAUUCCUGCCUGUGUAAUGUUUAUCUGACAGUGAAGUGCAGGGGGGCUGGGGAUUCCAACGCUGUAUUCAUCAGCUACAAACGAAAAAAAUUGCCGUGCAACAGCACAUGGAUUUCCGGACUACAUGUGAUGAGGCAAAGACAGGAAUUUGCUUGCUACAGGAUGGUAAUCAAGAACCUUUUAAAGUUCGACUCCACUUAGCCAAAGAUAUAUUAAUGAUCCAAGAACAAGAUGUGAUAUGUGUGUCUGGUGAGCCUUUCUAUUCAGGUGAAAGAACAGUCGGAAUCAGAAGACAAACUGUUGGAGGAUUUGGACUAAGUAUAAAGGGAGGAGCAGAACAUAAUAUUCCUGUUGUUAUAUCUAAGAUAUCCAAAGAACAAAGAGCUGAGCUUUCUGGCCUUCUAUUCAUAGGAGAUGCCAUUCUGCAGAUCAAUGGCAUAAAUGUAAGAAAAUGCAAACAUGAAGAAGUGGUACAGGUUUUACGAAAUGCUGGAGAAGAAGUUACAUUAACUGUAUCGUUUUUAAAGCGAGCACCUGCAUUCCUCAAAUUACCAUUGAAUGAAGACUGUGCCUGUAUCCCUAGUGACCAAAGCAGUGGUACAUCAUCCCCCCUUUGUGACAGUGGCUUGCAUCUCAACUACCAUCCUAACAACACGGACACAUUAUCAUGUUCCUCAUGGCCAGCAUCACCUGGGCUAAGAUGGGAAAAAAGAUGGGGUGACCUUCGACUGAUCCCACUCCUUCAUUCAAGAUUAUCGCAACAUAUUACAGGAACAGAUUUAUGCAGGCAAAAUGCAUUCCAGAUCACUGCUGUGGAUGGGGUUGGAAGUGGAAUUAUUCAGUGUUUAUCUGCUGAUGACUGCGCAGAGUGGAUGCAUUCUAUAUCAACUAAUAUUUCAAAUCUUACAAAGCACAACAUUAAAAAAAUCAACAGAAAUUUUCCAGUUAAUCAACAGAUAGUAUACAUGGGCUGGACAGAAGAACGAGAGCAGGAUACCCUACAAGACCACAUGUAUUCACCAAAGUUCCUUGCACUAAGAGGCUCAUCACUUUAUAAAUUUAAUUCACCUCCAGUUACUACAUGGGACUGGAUGCGAGCUGAAAAGAAAUUUACAGUAUAUGAGAUCAUGUGUAAAAUAUUUAAGGACAGUGACCUCUUGGACCGUCGGAAACAUUGCUUUGGUGUCCAAUCUGAAACUGGUGAAGACCUAUAUUUUUCUGUGGAGUUGGAGACUGAACUCUUGCAAUGGGAAAAAGCUUUCCAGAUGGCAACUUUCUUAGAAGUUGAACGGAUUCAGUGCAAAACAUAUGCUUGUGUGAUUGAAAGUCAUCUAAUGGGCCUUACCAUUGACUUUGGUAUGGGAUUCAUCUGCUUUGAUGCUGCAACCAAGGCUAUCCUCUGGAGAUAUAAGUUCUCUCAACUGAAAGGCUCUUCAGAUGAUGGAAAAAGUAAAAUUAAAUUUUUGUUUCAGAAAGAUACAAAACAAAUUGAAGCAAAGGAGCUGGAGUUCUCCAAUCUGUUUGCUGUACUUCACUGCAUUCAUUCAUUCUUUGCUGCUAAGGUAGCUUGCUUGGACCCUCUUUUUGUCGACAGUCAGGGAGCUGCAUCAGCUACAGUCACAACUUCUUCUUGUGCCACCAUGGGUGUUUGUAAAAUGAAAUACUCUGCUUGAUAAGUCUCGGAUACUGCACACAGAUAGCCGGGAAUAUAGAUACUGUGAAGAUGUAUUUAUUGACUUCAGGCAUUUUUGGAAUUAUGGAAUAAGAAUCCAGAUGAUGAAUGAGACUUGAUAUGUUUCAGCUGUUUUAAAGCAGGAAAAAAGUUUCAUGAGUUUAUGAAAUCACCUAUUGUAUAUUCUGAACUCAUCAUUUCAUGACUGUAGCUAUGAACCCAGAGGAAGAUGGGCACCUUUUUAAUAUGGUCUGUGUUUUAAUGUUAGUGCUCAAGAAAUACAAUAUAUAUAUAAAUAUGUAAAAAAAGAAAAAUACAAUAAAAAAAAUAGCACUUA
Molecule: messenger RNA, 2047 nt
Organism: Bombina bombina (fire-bellied toad)
Lineage: Eukaryota; Metazoa; Chordata; Amphibia; Anura; Bombinatoridae
Gene: SNTG1
Product: syntrophin gamma 1
Cellular component (GO): intracellular anatomical structure; dystrophin-associated glycoprotein complex
Molecular function (GO): protein binding; structural molecule activity
Source: RefSeq, a predicted model, not a curated record